Messenger RNA from Chelonoidis abingdonii (Abingdon island giant tortoise), 933 nucleotides. RefSeq names its product potassium voltage-gated channel subfamily E regulatory subunit 3 (gene KCNE3). The record is from RefSeq and is a predicted model, not a curated record. Gene Ontology annotation, molecular function: voltage-gated potassium channel activity involved in ventricular cardiac muscle cell action potential repolarization; potassium channel regulator activity; transmembrane transporter binding. NCBI's taxonomy places the organism in Eukaryota, Metazoa, Chordata, Testudines, Testudinidae. Gene Ontology annotation, cellular component: voltage-gated potassium channel complex; membrane. Gene Ontology annotation, biological process: regulation of heart rate by cardiac conduction; regulation of ventricular cardiac muscle cell membrane repolarization; negative regulation of delayed rectifier potassium channel activity.
GGAGACUGGAAAUACUAUACUGGACAUAUGUAACUUGAAACAGCGUGGGCCAAUCAGGCAGUGACGGGACCAGUUCCUCCGCCCCACCCCACCAAUGGACCGAAGGUAGAGGGCUACGACGCUGCAGGCUUACUCGGUCUCUGGCCUCUCUGAGAGUGACUGCCCCGAGGGGGCCUGUCUGUGGACGUCUGUGACUUGUUGUGCGACCUGGGGAUCUCUGUACCUGUCCAUCUCCACAGCGGCACGGAUGCCAAACACCACAUGGCCCCUUUGUCUCGCUUUUUGGAUGGGAGACGCUGUAAAGUUUCCUGGGAGUUGCAAAGACAUGGAGGUGGGGAAUCUGACGGAGACGUGGUACCAAAGCCUGCAGUCAAUGCUGAAGGCCCUGAACCAAACGCUUCACGGUGCCAUCCUGUGCCCUCCAGACCAGGCCAUGGGGCGGACAAAUGGCAGUCACGUCAAGCUAGCCAGCAAGGACGACUAUUCCUACAUGUACAUCUUGUUCGUGAUGAUCCUGUUUGCCGUCACGGUGGGGAGUUUGAUUCUGGGGUACACCAAGUCCAGGAAGGUGGACAAGCGGAGUGAUCCCUACCACAUAUACAUUAAGAACAGGGUGUCUAUGAUCUGAGCAGGGCAGGGACACUGUUGCAAGGACAUGCACAGCUACUGGCAUCUGCCUCCUGUAGCAGGAGAAACUCUUUUCCCUGAUCCAGUCAAAUUCUUCUCGGAGGGGCUGACACACAGCUCUGUCUUGCUAAGGGACAGCCACGUGGACACAUUUAGUGCAGAGGAGCAGUAGCAGGCAUGAUCUUGCACACAGGCAGAGAGCGCCAGACCUUAGAGGCCACAGAAUGGUCAGGUGACAGCUCUGGACACUUGCUAACAGGCCCAUCUUGGAUCACGCUGCACCAGUUGUGAAGUUCCCACCUACCU